AUGGGACAAGACAAUGGGAAUCAUCGGCGGCGUGAUCGGUAUGGCUACCGGUAUUCGGAAGGCAACGACACCUACCUAACACGCCGGGUGGAGAACACCAAUUAUCACUCGGACGUUGAGCAAUCCCGCCGGCGACAUGACAGCAGACAAGAUUUAUCGGCUUCGCAGCUUCCAAUUCGUCUCAAUGCCUCUGUAUCCAGUCCUGCCGAUGCAGUGAAUACGGCGCGGCGGAAUCGGGAACCAUCUCCUCCGCUGACACGGCGGUCAAAGCGGAGCGUGAGCAUUGGGCAAGCACCCGAAUCGGAGCGCUCUCAACCUUUGGACCAUCUGCAAAAUCCCUCACGGGCUGGAGGCUCUCGUGGUGUGUCACCAGCUUCUGACACCUCGCGUUAUCGCGACAAGUGGCAAAGGCCUGCUGAUAGCGAUCGUGUUAUUCCGAGCAUCAACAUAGUAUCGCCGGAUGAUCAGAUUCCUGAUGACCGGCACACGAGCAGGGGCCGGUCUUGGUCACGAAAUCCUGGGUCGGCGGUGCAGCGGGAAUCGAGUGCUGGAUCAUUGCGAUCCACGUCCCCGGCUACAGACUCGCUCGGCAAGAGAUCGUAUCGAUAUUCAGAGCUCAAGCGUGGCGAAAUAAGACUAGUCCGCAUCCUGCCCGCCAAAAUGUCUGCGAUUAAAUGCGCCAUUGAACACUACUCAUUAGCAAAUGUUCCAGAAUAUGUCGCGGUAUCCUAUGCUUGGGGAGAUGUGGGUGAUACGGAGCAGAUCUACGUCGAUGGGAUGAAGCAUUGCAUCUCGGCCAGUCUUUUUGGCGCCCUAUCGGCUUUUCGGCAGAGGGAAAACGAAGUCUUCAUCUGGGCUGAUGCAUUAUGCAUCGACCAGCAAAAUAUGAUUGAAAAGAGCAAACAAAUCAAGCUCAUGACGAGCAUUUACGCCAAGGCCAAGUCCGUAGCUAUAUGGUUGGGCCCUGAAGCUGACAAUAGCCAGUCGGCCAUUGGAUUCCUAAAAGAUUUAAGCGACAGAUCCAACUCGGGACAGGAGAUCAAAUCCUGGAUCGUUUCACCAGAGCUUCAGCAGGACCUCGCUGCCGUGGGCGGUUUGUUCUCGCGCAGCUAUUGGAAGAGAUUGUGGGUUGUCCAGGAAGUCUACAACGCCUCCAACAUCACCGUCUAUUGCGGAUCUUCCAAGAUUGCCUGGCGCGCACUCAAUGAAGCAUCAGACAUUUUUGACCGGUACGAAAGCGUCAUUGAUGCGCACUUUGCAAACAUUUCUACAGACCGUAGGCGCUAUCCGACACUCCCUGUUUCAUUCAAGCAUGUCAAGGCUCUCUUUUAUGAAGGGCCUAGGAGUCUCUUGGAUCGCCGAGAGUUGCGAAAUCAGGGCGAGGCGGUCCUCCUUCACGUUCUCAGACGGUGCAGAAGUAAACUGUCCGAACAACCAAAAGAUAAAGUCUAUGGUUUGUUGGGUGUACUACCAGAGCCAGUACGGAGUCAGUUCCCGGUGGAUUAUAAUGAUUCUGUAAAAGAAGUAUUCACAAAUGUCGUCGACUUUCUCAUCUAUACCACGAGGUCUUUGGACGUCAUUUGCGAGUCGAUCCAUUUCCCCCAGCACUCGAGCUCGGCCAAUCUGCCUUCCUGGGUACCCGAUUGGUCUCAUAAUCCUGCGACUACUUCGUUGAGCUCGUCCUAUGUUUUCUCGGCAUCGGGCAGCACUGUUGCGGAUUGGAAGUUUACGAAUCAUCGAUUACGGAACGAGCUAGAGAUUUCUGCCGUCUACCUUGAUUCAGUCAAAUCAUAUGGCGUUUCGGUCGGCACUCAGUGCACAUUGGCUGAUUACAUGAUGGCCUUUCUUCAUUGGAGAGCAAUCCUUGUGAAAACCUUUGGGCGCAUCGACCAAGAAAAAACUAGUAGAAAGGCGCACGAGGCCUUCUGUCGCACGUUGAACCUGGACCAAAAGACUUUGGAAGGACGGGGCGAUGAAUGGAUGGAGUCUUGCUAUCACGUUUUCUCGUCCUUGAUCAAAGACCGACUUCCCUAUCUUGCUAUUGAUUCCGAGCUCCAGUCGUUUGUCACUGCUGAUACGGGGGUGGAGCGCGAUGAGCGCCGCCAGUUUCUGCAAGAUCACUUUGGGAAGCACAUGAUGGGCCGAUCCUUUUGCAUAACCAAUGGUAAGCGUAUGGGCAUGGGUUCAGGUUCUAUGCUCGCUGACGAUAUUAUUGUGGUCCCAUUUGGAUGUCAAACGCCAGUAAUUCUGCGAAAAGAGACUUCUUCUCCAACGAAAUACAGGCUUGUAGGUGACAUCUACAUUGACAAGUAUAUGCGUGGACGGGCAAUGGACAUGCAUCGAGACAAUAUAUUAAAGGAGCAAAAGUAUGUCCUGGUUUAG
Molecule: messenger RNA, 2382 nt
Organism: Pestalotiopsis fici W106-1
Lineage: Eukaryota; Fungi; Ascomycota; Sordariomycetes; Amphisphaeriales; Sporocadaceae
Exons: 1
Coding region: 1-2382 (793 amino acids)
Source: RefSeq, a predicted model, not a curated record